AUAAAAAAAGGAGGUCUUCUCAGGAAAACUCUCCCCACCCUUCUGAUCCGAGCUGGCAGACUACCUCAUCCACGGCUUUCUGUAAAUCUGCACUAAAUCGCGCACAUAUCGGAUUUCUGAUUAUACAACGACUCAUGAAGACUUUUCUACCGCUUCGUCUCUGAGCUGCACUGCGGAAAUCUCACACGGGACUAUCCUACUGCUUCAAACCAGAAGUGCCAACCACAGGAGUCUGUUUGUGUGUGUGUGAGUGUGUGUUUCCACGGCAGUUUUAUUGCCCAAUUUGUGUGUGUGUGAGUUUUCUGUUCAACAAUGUAUCAAGUCGUAAGGAAGCUGUUUUUUACGGACUGUAAGUGUGCUGAAGAUGCAUCGUCGAAAACGUACCAAGAACUGUUCGAUAAACUGGACACCAACAAGGAUGGAAAAGUGGAUGUGUCCGAGCUGAAGGCGGGCCUGGCUGCUAUGCGCAUCAAAACUGCGGCAGGAGCAGCCCAGAAAAUCAUUUCCUCUGGAGACCAAGACAAGGAUGACGGGCUCGACUUCAACGAGUUCACCAAGUAUCUAAAGGAACAUGAGAAGAAGUUGCGGCUUACCUUCAAGAGUUUGGACAAAAACAAUGAUGGUCGAGUAGACUUCAUGGAGAUAAAGCAGUCGCUCGCCGAUCUGGGACUGGACAUCAGCAAAGAGGAAGCAGAGAAGAUCCUUCAAAGUAUUGAUGUGGAUGGCACCAUGACUUUGGACUGGAAUGAAUGGAGGGAGCAUUUCCUGUUCAACCCAGCCACCAGCCUGCAGGAGAUUAUCCGAUAUUGGAAGCACAGCACGGUGCUGGACAUUGGGGACAGCCUCGCCAUCCCAGAUGAGUUCACAGAGGAAGAGAAGACGACCGGUCUGUGGUGGAAGCAGCUGUCAGCGGGGGCCAUGGCAGGAGCCGUGUCCCGUACAGGAACUGCCCCGCUAGACAGGAUGAAGGUGUUCAUGCAGGUGCAUGCCUCUAAGAGCAACAAAAUCAGCCUGGUUGGUGGUUUUAAGCAAAUGUUAAAAGAAGGAGGCUUGACAUCUCUGUGGAGAGGAAACGGGAUCAACGUGCUGAAGAUUGCCCCAGAGACCGCCAUUAAGUUUAUGGCCUAUGAGCAGUACAAGAAGCUGCUGGCGAGUGAACCAGGGAAGGUUAAGACCCACGAGAGGUUCAUGGCUGGAUCGCUGGCUGGAGCUACAGCACAAACUGCCAUCUACCCUAUGGAGGUAAUGAAAACCCGUCUGACCCUGAGGAAGACUGGACAGUACUCGGGAAUGUUUGAUUGUGUCAAGAAAAUCCUGAAGAAGGAGGGGGUGAAGGCAUUUUACAAGGGCUACAUCCCCAAUAUUCUGGGCAUUAUCCCCUACGCUGGCAUAGAUCUGGCAGUGUACGAGAGCUUGAAAAACCUCUGGUUGUCCCGCUACGCCAAAGACACCGCCAACCCAGGCAUUUUGGUGCUUCUUGGCUGUGGUACCAUAUCCAGCACAUGUGGCCAACUUGCCAGCUACCCCCUGGCUUUGAUUCGGACCAGGAUGCAGGCACAAGCUUCUAUUGAGGGCUCAGAGCAGCUGUCCAUGAACCUGAUGGUGAAGAAGAUUGUGGAAAAGGAAGGCUUUUUUGGACUUUACCGCGGUAUCCUGCCCAAUUUCAUGAAGGUCAUACCGGCUGUCAGCAUCAGCUAUGUGGUGUAUGAGUACAUGCGGUCUGGCUUGGGUAUUCAAAAGUAGGCAGCAGUUGUCUCUGACUGUACGUGUCUGCGAGAGUGUGAGAGGAUGUGCAACAUUUUGUUCUAUUUCAAACUAUCUUGUAAAGAAUUUGUUUACCUGUGAGACACCAAAGUCAGGACUCAAACCGGUGCAGAUGGAGCCAUUGUAGAAGUGACUGCAGGACUUUGGCUUAACUGUCGAGCCAUUAUAAAAAAGAAAGUUUACAAAAUUCUGCAGUACUCACAUAGGGCUCAUGAUAAUCAGACUUCUAUGAUGUUUCCAACUGCAUGUUGUUUGUCAAACCUGCAUUUUUGGAUACACACGCAGAUUUAAGUACACAUUCAGUGUUAGGGCCAGGUUGGGUCACAUGAUUCAACCAAAAAAGAUGCAAACUAAGAGUAUGAAAACCAAAAACACUUGUAGAGGUUCAUUUUGAUUUGAAAACAGAUUUGUUUUGUUUAAUUGUUGCUUUGGAAAGAAAUGUCAACAUUUUUAUACAAGGCUUUUCGAGUAUGGAUUCUGUUAUGUCACUGCAUCAGAAAUAUGUCAUGUUCUGUUCAUGUGGAAUAACAAAUGUUGUUUGCCGCCUUUAUCAAAAGUAGAAAAUCCACUUAUAAAAUAUAAUAAUAUAACAAAUUAUUAAUAUGCACUUUGUAAGUGGGGAGCUUUUUCACUUAGAAAUUAGAAGUGCAAUACUGAAUUUAUACUUCAGGUGAUUCACAUUGUUUUGUUGACACCGGUAUGUCCUUUUGGAAAUUUGGUUUCACCGCAGUGUUGUUGCUUCCACAAGGGUCUCAUUUACAUAGGACAUAAUUAAUGCACCUUUUCAGUGACUUUGGGGAGUAAUGUGCCUUAUCCACCCUCCACUGUUUGUUGCCUUUCUUUCCAAUAUUUGUUUAAAUAGAUGCUGGUGUUUACUAUAAUAAAACAUUUGAAUACAAAAGUGA
Molecule: messenger RNA, 2669 nt
Organism: Larimichthys crocea (large yellow croaker)
Lineage: Eukaryota; Metazoa; Chordata; Actinopteri; Sciaenidae
Gene: slc25a24
Product: solute carrier family 25 member 24
Exons: 10
Coding region: 313-1743 (476 amino acids)
Biological process (GO): transmembrane transport
Cellular component (GO): mitochondrial inner membrane
Molecular function (GO): calcium ion binding
Source: RefSeq, a predicted model, not a curated record